AUGAGAAAUUUCAAGAGCUUCCUUCUGCUAGCAGCUCUCUCAGGAGCCUACGCUAGGAACUGCUGGUCCGGCCUGGUGUACUGCGGCUGGGAUCUCCUUAAAAUAGGAAAUUAUGAGGAAGAUAUCGAAGAUGCACUGGAACUUGCUGGACAGCCUAUAAAUGCACACACCAAAAGAGACUCGCUCUUUUUCUGCGGUGGGCCUGACGACCUGUCGUACCAGGGUACUUGCCACCGCGGUGAGUGCCAGUGGAAUAACAAUAACGAUUACUGCAAUGGCGAUUACGAUAUUGCACCGACUUUGCAAUUCUCAACUGGCGAAGCCUCUCUUCUGCGGUCACAGGGCCAUUAA
Messenger RNA from Aspergillus pseudotamarii, 351 nucleotides. RefSeq lists its product as uncharacterized. NCBI's taxonomy places the organism in Eukaryota, Fungi, Ascomycota, Eurotiomycetes, Eurotiales, Aspergillaceae. The coding region runs from base 1 to 351 and encodes 116 amino acids. The record is from RefSeq and is a predicted model, not a curated record. The transcript has 3 exons.